AUGGGCCAACCCUUCGAACCAGCUCCCUCCUGGUCACCAGUGACAACACCUCGCAGCAUCAGUCACGGUUUGUACGACCAACAGUCAACGCCUUCGCACUAUCCCUACCAAGGCACCAGUCCCUACAACCCCCAUGACUACUCUGGCUCCCCUCAUCACUAUCCCCCGCCGCCAUACGGUUACGACGGCUACCCAAACUCAGCCACAGACCCCGAGGGCAGGCACAUCAACAAGAAGUACUCAACAGAGGAAGGAGACUUCAUCAUCUACGCAUGGCAUGACAAGAAGCUUAAGUGGCAGGCCAUCAAGCAAGAGUACGCUAUGAUUUUUGGUAAAAAACCGAGGCGAACGGUCCAAGGCCUGCAGGCAUGGUACUACAGGAUGAACCAAAAGAUUCCGGUCUGGGACAGUGAUGGAUGGCUCAUCUUUGACGGAGAGGACGAGCUUGAGCCACGACAAGUCAGUAUCAAAUGCCGCGAGAGGGAUCAGGGCCGAAGGCGCGUGCCCGAGCUCAUGGGCCUCGCCCAACGAUACCCUGAACGGCUCAUGGGCUAUCACUGGGUCGAUCCAGAAAUAAAGCAGCAAGCCAGAGAUUGGGCGGCCAAGCGAGAGCUUCAAUACCGAGAGCGCCGUGAGAGACGAAAGAAGAAGGAGGCACGAAGGGCGCGGCUGUAG
Molecule: messenger RNA, 675 nt
Organism: Clonostachys solani
Lineage: Eukaryota; Fungi; Ascomycota; Sordariomycetes; Hypocreales; Bionectriaceae
Source: the annotation of a GenBank genome assembly